Messenger RNA from Astrephomene gubernaculifera, 1680 nucleotides. The record is from the annotation of a GenBank genome assembly. Lineage: Eukaryota; Viridiplantae; Chlorophyta; Chlorophyceae; Chlamydomonadales; Astrephomenaceae.
CUUCAAGAUGUGUUUUGUACUGGGAGGUGUGCUUGACCCAACCUGCUAGGCUUCGCAUUUCUUCGUCCGGUUGCAUUGGGAACGUCGACUUUGCAAGUUUGUGCCCAAGGAGCUUUGCACAACUAACUUAUAGGUUACAUAACCGAAGCUACGUAGGCCGCCGGCAGGAUCCUUCUGCAUCUCACUAAGCAGUAUACCCAAACCUUUAUAGGUAUAACUUCGCACAGAUCCCUUUUAACUAAGCGGUCCAAUACUGUAUCAGUCACACAACCAGAGCUCCGCUGGGAGCGAAAGUCCGACGUGCGUUGCGAUCGGCGCGUCAGCAGUGGUGUUGACACGCUUCUGUGCAAGAGCUACAAAUGGGGCGCGUAUACGAUGAUCUCGAACCGGUGGACGUGUCGGGCGAGAAAUUCCACCAGCCCCUUCCGCUGGGGCCCGAGGGUCUCAAGCAUGGCACCCUCGAGAAUGGCUUGACGUACUAUGUACGGCAGUGCGCCAAGCCCAAGGGCCGCUGCGCUCUUGCCCUGGCAGUGCGCGUGGGGAGUGUGGUGGAGUCCGAGCAGGAGCGGGGAAUGGCUCACAUCGUGGAGCACCUGGCCUUCAACGCCACGGAGUCGUACUCCAACCACGACAUCGUACGGCUGCUGGAACGCAUCGGAGCGGAGUUCGGCGCCUGCCAGAACGCGUACACCUCCGCGGAUGAAACCGUGUACACGCUCACAGUGCCCACGGGGGACGGGGAGGGGCUGCUGGCGGAGACGCUGGGGGUGAUGGCGGAGAUGGCGUUCAAGAUCAGGUGCUCCCCCUCCGACCUGUCCAAGGAGCGCGGUGCGGUGCUGGAGGAGUGGCGCAUGAGCCGGGACGCGCAGGGGCGCAUGCAGGAGGCGCACUGGCAGCUCAUCUUCCAGGGCUCCCGCUACGCCGAGCGGCUGCCCAUCGGCACCGAGUCCGUCAUCCGGCGCUGCCCCGCUGAUGCCGUACGGUCCUGGUACGAGCGCUGGUACCGGCCGGGGCACAUGGCGCUGGUGGCGGUGGGGGACUUCAAGGACACGGAUGCCGUGGUGGGGCUCAUUCAGCGGCACCUGGGUUCCGGAGCCAGCAGGAGCCGCGAACCCGCUCCGGACCUGCCGCGCUUCUCGUACACACCGCACGAGCAACCCAGGUUCAAGGUGCUUGUGGACCGGGAGACGCAGCACCCCUCCGUGUACGUGUCGUACAAGCACCCGCGCAUGCAGAUCCGCACCCCGCAGGAGUUCCUGCAGCACCUGGCGCUAAGCGUGUUCGAGAUUGCGCUCAACAACAGGCUGUACAAGAUCGGCCGCCAGCGCGAGCCGCCCUUCGCCUCCGCCGCCGUCAGCGACGAGCCGCUGUGCGCCACCGCCGGCAGCUGCGUGCUGAGUGCCACGGCGCUGGACGGCAAGGUGCUUCCCGCCCUGGAGUCGCUGCUCACGGAGGUGGCCCGCGUGCGGCUGCACGGCAUAGGGCCCGCGGAGCUCAGCCGGGCAGUCAGCGAGCUGAUAAGCGACAUUGAGAAUACGACACUCGAGGCGGACCAGGGCUACUGUACGGACAUCCGUGAUGAGUACGUACGGCACUUCCUGUACGACGAGUUCGUGACGGGUCAGGAGUACGAGGCGCGGCUGAGUAAGGCGCUGGUGCCGCUGCUGAGCCGGGAGGAGG